Molecule: messenger RNA, 5637 nt
Organism: Nematostella vectensis (starlet sea anemone)
Lineage: Eukaryota; Metazoa; Cnidaria; Anthozoa; Actiniaria; Edwardsiidae
Product: DNA-directed RNA polymerase III subunit RPC1
Exons: 42
Coding region: 113-4318 (1401 amino acids)
Biological process (GO): DNA-templated transcription
Molecular function (GO): DNA binding; DNA-directed RNA polymerase activity
Source: RefSeq, a predicted model, not a curated record
UUGGGAAGCCUGUGGUUAGCUUUCUCAGGCAAAAUGGCGGCCAUCAGAGCUAAGACGUGAAGAAAGAGAUAUAAGAAGACGAACCACGUUAGUAGUCAAUUAAGCAGUCAAGAUGGUGAAGGAACAGUUUAGGGAAACUGGUAUUACCAAGAAGAUAAGCCACAUAAACUUUGGCAUGUUCUCCCCUGAGCAAAUGCAACAGUACUCUCAUUUACAAUGCAUCAGUAAAAACCUCUAUAACCAGGACAACACAAGAACGCCAGUCCCCUAUGGUGUACUGGAUCCACAUAUGGGAACAUGCUCGAAGGACCGCAUGUGCGAGACCUGUGGUAAGGGACUUGCUGACUGUGUUGGGCACUAUGGAUACAUCGACCUGGAGUUGCCAGUAUUCCAUGUGGGACACUUCAGAUCCACCAUUAUCAUACUGCAGUGUGUUUGCAAGAACUGUUGCAGAGUUCUCCUUCCUCCUGCUGAAAAGAAGCAAUUUCUCGACACAUUAAAAAAACCCAACAUUAGCUCAUUAGCUAAGAAAGGCAUGAAGAAAAAGAUUGUCGAGAAGUGCAAGAAGAUUAGUCACUGCCCAUACUGCGAAGAUCUAAAUGGCUUUGUGAGGAAAGUUGGCCUGAUGAAGAUCGUACACGAGAAAUACAAAACGACCCGGAAAAUUGUUGACCCAAUCAUCUCAGAUUUCCAGAGUUCCUUUGACGUUGCCUUGGAGAAUAACAAAGAACUGUCACCAUUGUUACCAAAGGCUCAGGAAGUUCUUAAUCCUCUAAGGGUGCUGGACAUAUUCCAACAAAUCCCAGAACAGGACUACCCUCUACUCAUGUUCUCACCUGGUAUGAGUCAUCCACAUGACUUGAUAAUGCGCAGGAUUUUAGCUCCGCCUGUAUGUAUCCGGCCGUCAGUCAUCAGUGAACUGGCUAGUGGGAGUAAUGAAGAUGAUGUCACUAUGAAGCUUACUGAAAUCGUCUUUCUCAAUGACGUCAUACGGAAGCACCGAUCUGUUGGUGCCAAAGUACAGAUGAUUAUGGAAGAUUGGGAUUUUCUUCAGCUCCAGUGCGCUCUCUACAUCAACAGUGAAAUGUCAGGAAUCCCACUAAAUAUGCAGCCUAAAAAAGGCACCCGUGGCUUUGUCCAGCGUCUCAAAGGCAAACAAGGCCGUUUCCGUGGUAACCUGUCCGGAAAAAGAGUGGACUUCUCCGGACGUACAGUCAUCUCGCCAGAUCCCAAUCUCAGGAUCGACCAGGUCGCUGUUCCGAUACAUGUCGCUAAAGUCUUAACCUACCCAGAGCGGGUAACGCAAUCCAAUCUUAAGCUGAUGAAGCAGCUAGUGUUGAACGGCGCAGACCAGCAUCCGGGAGCGAACUUCAUUCAACAGCGUGAGACAAACACCAAGAGGUUUCUGAAAUACGGGAAUCGGAAGCUCAUUGCUAAACAAUUGAAGAUUGGUGAUACAGUGGAACGUCAUUUGAUUGAUGGAGACGUGGUUCUGUUCAAUCGACAGCCCUCACUCCACAAACUCAGCAUCAUGGCUCACCUGGCCACUGUCCGACCGCACCGGACAUUCCGGUUUAACGAGUGUGUGUGCACUCCUUACAAUGCCGAUUUUGAUGGCGACGAGAUGAACCUUCACUUGCCCCAGACAGAGGAAGCAAAAGCCGAGGCUUUGACACUGAUGGGGGUGAAGAAUAAUCUAGUUACGCCAAGGAAUGGUGAACCCCUGAUUGCUGCCAUACAGGACUUUAUUACAGGUGCUUAUCUACUGACGUACAAGGACGUAUUUCUUGACCGUAGUCACAUUGCUCAACUGUGCGCCUCAAUCCUCGCCGGCAAAGACACAGGCGUAGACAUAGAGCUUCCGCCUCCCGCUAUACACAAGCCAUGUCGUUUGUGGACUGGGAAGCAAGUGUUUAGUGUGCUGCUCAGACCCAAUCCCAAGGUCAAGGUCAGAAUGAACUUACGAGCCCGCGGUAAACAGUACACUUCCGGUGAAGACCUCUGCGUCAAUGACUCAUUUGUUGUGAUACACAACAGUGACCUGAUGUGUGGUGCGCUCGACAAAGCCGUGUUGGGGUCAGGGUCCAAGAACAGCGUGUUCUACGUACUGCUGCGGGACUUUGGUCAACAGGUUGCAGCAGACGCCAUGUGGAGAGUGGCUAGAAUUUGUCCCUUCUUUCUAAGUAACCGCGGUUUCUCUAUCGGUAUUGGUGACGUCACGCCCGGCCAUGGGCUCCUGCAAGCCAAGGAAGACCUUCUAUCCACCGGAUACUCCAAGUGUGAGGACUACAUUAACGAGUUCAGGGAGGGUAAACUUCAGACCCAACCGGGAUGCUCCGCGGAGGACACCUUGGAGGCGGUGAUCUUAAAGGAGCUGUCUGUCAUCAGAGACCACGCAGGCAAGGCUUGUCUACGAGAGCUGCACAAGUCCAACACUCCGCUUACCAUGGCAGUCUGUGGUUCGAAAGGCUCUUUCAUCAACAUCUCUCAGAUGAUCGCGUGUGUAGGGCAGCAGGCCAUCUCUGGCAAAAGAAUCCCAGACGGUUUUGAGGACAGAUCCCUCCCUCACUUUAAAAGGCAUUCUAAGUUACCAGCCGCUAAAGGUUUUGUAAAGAACAGCUUCUUCUCUGGCCUGACGCCAACAGAGUUUUUCUUUCACACCAUGGGCGGGCGGGAAGGGCUAGUGGACACGGCCGUGAAGACUGCGGAGACUGGGUACAUGCAAAGGCGACUAGUCAAGUCCCUCGAGGAUCUUUCCACCCAGUAUGACAUCACUGUCCGCACCUCCACCGGCGAUAUUGUACAAUUUCGGUACGGUGGAGAUGGCCUGGACCCGACUGAUAUGGAAGGCAAGGACAAACCGCUGGACUUUUCACGUGUCUUCAGCCACAUUCAGUGUAACCAUGUAAUGAGGGAAGAGAGACCGCUGACUUCUUCUCGGGCUCGUGAGAUUGCCAAAGGCAUCAUUGAAAGCUCGGAGUUCGAGAUGUGUAGCAAAGAUUUCAAGACUGAAACCAGUGACUUUGUUGAAAAUUUAGCAAAGAAAAUAGAGAAGAUACACGCGCAGUACGGGGUCGUGCCACAUAGGAGAGGCAAAGCUACACAUCCCGCAGUUGUUGACUAUGUGAACCGCUGCACCGAGACUCAGUUGAAGCUGUUCCUUUCCAUGUGCCGGGAAAAGUACCUGAGGGCCCGUAUGGAGCCGGGCUCUGCCGUGGGCGCUAUUUGUGCCCAGAGCAUAGGGGAACCCGGUACUCAGAUGACUCUCAAGACUUUUCACUUCGCGGGCGUCGCCUCUAUGAACAUCACCCUUGGAGUCCCACGGAUCAAGGAGAUCAUCAACGCGUCGCGCAAGAUCAGCACGCCUAUAAUAUCAGCCCAGCUACAGGACGACCGCGACCAGGAGCUCGCGAGAGCUGUCAAGGGUCGCAUAGAACGCACGCUUUUAGGGGAGGUGACGGAGUGCAUCGAGGAAGUGUUUCUACCUGAUAAUUGUUACCUGUUGAUUAAGCUAGACACGGAGAGAAUCCGCCUGCUUAAGCUUGAAGUAGAUGCCGAUACGAUUCAAGCAGCCAUCUGCUCCUCACGCAAGCUAAGGCUGAACCAGUCGCAAGUGCGGGUACACAGUAGUGCAGUCAUUUGUGUCUACCCGACCGAGAGCGCCAAGAGCUCACUACAUUAUGUCAUGCAGCAGCUCAGAUCCGAUCUCCCGGGUGUAUUAAUCAAGGGCUAUAAGAAUGUCACUCGUGCUAUAAUUCACAUCGAUGAAGAGCAGAGCCGAGGAGGGGAGGAACACUACAAACUACUGGUGGAAGGGGACGACCUUCAAGCUGUCAUCUCUACUAUGGGCGUCAAGGGAAAUGGAACCACGUCAAAUAACACCAUAGAAGUUGAGAGAGUGUUGGGAAUAGAAGCUGCAAGGCAAACCAUUAUGAAUGAGAUCAUCUACACCAUGAAAAACCACGGCAUGAGUAUUGAUGUGCGUCACGUGAUGCUGCUGGCAGAACUCAUGGCCUUCAAGGGUGAGAUUCUCGGUAUAACAAGGCAUGGCUUGGCCAAGAUGAAAGAGAGUGUACUUAUGUUGGCAUCAUUUGAGAGAACCGCUGACCACUUGUUUGAAGCCGCGCUUCACGGACGUAAAGAUCCCAUUGACGGUGUGAGUGAGUGCAUCAUUAUGGGAAUGCCGAUGAAUAUAGGGACAGGAAUGUUCAAACUGCUUCAUAAGCCCACUAGAUCCGGUGAUCCAUCGAGACGUCCCCUAAUAUUUGACAACAACAACUUCCAUCUUCCGGUCGUCCCGGCAACAAGCUCGACAUGACAGGUUUCCAUGGUUACGGUACUAUAUCAGACAAUUUAAUACUGGUUUCUAUGGCGAUCCGUUACCAAGACAGUAGGCUCAUCGUGGCCUGUUUCCACUGUCGAUAACGAUGGUCUCAAGUGACCGUUUUUGCACGAAUUCUUUCCAUUUUGCCAUGAAGACAAUGGGCCAAAAUGUUCGGUCUCUAUUUUUGCGUGAAUGUAUCUAAACAGCAGUUUUAUGACCAUCCAACAUGUAGCCUGACAUGUACAAAUGAAGGUCGAUGUGCUGCUAGGUAUCCUAUCCACGUCUUCGUAGGUCCAUGGCCCAUUAGAGACAAGUGUGAAUGAGACUUAAACACCAAGGCUACUUCUUCAGGGGCCCUUGGGCCAUUAUAAACAAGUGUGAAUGAGACUUAAAUACAAAGGUUACGUCUUCAUGGAUCAUUAGGCCAUGAGAGAGACAUGUAUGAAUGAGACAACAUCAAGGUUACGCCUUCAUGGGUCAUUGGGCCAUUAGAGACAAGUGUGAAUGAGACUUAAACAAACACAAAGGUUACGUCUUCAUGGUUCAUUGGGCCAUUACAGAGAUAAGUGUGGAUGAGACUUAAACACCAAGGCUACGUCUUCAUGGGUCAUCGGGCCAUUACAGAGACAAGUAUGAAUGAGACUCAAACAUCAAGGUUACGUCUUCAUUGGUCAUUAGAGACAAGUGUGAGUGAGACUUAAACAUCAAGGUUACGUCUUUAUGGGUCAUUGGGCCAUUAGAGAGACAAGUGUGGAUAAGACUUAAACACCAAGGCUACAUCUUCAUGGGUACAUGGGCUAUUAGAGAGACAAGUGUGAGUGAGACUUAAACACUUAGGUUACGUCUUUAUGGGUCCAUGGGCUAUUAGAAAUACAAGUGUGGAUGAGACUUAAUAUAAAUGAUACGUCUUCAUGGGCCCUUGAAUUAUUAGACGAGACACGGUUACGAGUUUAUGGGCUUUUGAGCCAUAAGACGAAAGGACGUAAAUGAGACUUCACAUCAUCAAGCAACGCCUUAAUGGCUCUUUAAGUUAUGAGACGAGAGAAGUGUGGAUGCGACCUGAACAUCAAACUUCUUCAUGGAUCCUUGAGAGUGAAUGAGACAUCUUUUCCACUGUGACAUUGACCGAGUCAUGUCAGCAAAUGCUUUCAAUACAUUUUGUACCUAGUUAGCUACAGUGUAACAGUACAUCAAAGAUAAACAAUUUCCCGACAUGGUUUGAUAUAAACUCAAUGUGACCCGAUCAAAUGGACCUUUUUAUGUAAAACCUACCCGAUGAUAUGUGGAAUAUCAUACAAAUAUCGAAAAGAAAA